Molecule: messenger RNA, 316 nt
Organism: Paramecium sonneborni
Lineage: Eukaryota; Ciliophora; Oligohymenophorea; Peniculida; Parameciidae
Source: the annotation of a GenBank genome assembly
AACUUCUGGAACAAUAGAACUCUCGAGAUAAAUAAUGAUAUCGAUUGUGCUCACAUAAUUCCAUUUAAUAAAUUUUACACAGAAAUCCUUGGUUAAACGUAAUUCAAACUUAUAACAAUCUUUAGCCCUUUAUUUAAAUUCCUUGAAUUAGCAUUUAUGGAAAUAAUUCAGAAGUAUUGCUAAAAUCAUCUUUAAUAUGAUUGGUGAAUUGAAUGAUAGGAAGACAAAAAGGGCGAAAAGUGAUUUUGAGAGGAAAAUUGAUUAGAGAGUGUUUGAAUAUUAAAUUAUAUUUUACUGUGUGAUUGGUUCCUCUUGA